AUGGCCUCAGUGUCAUCGUCUCCAGAAGCUCCCCAGCAGAGCAGCAUAUCUACCUACCAUCUCUACCCAGAAAAUGAGCACAGCAUCCUGAUCUCACCGCACCAACUUCCUAUCAAACCGAGGAAACGACGCAAGUUCCUCAAGGAAAAUCCCGAAGUCGCGACAGAUCCAAAUGGCUUCUUCGUCCACAAGCCCUACAUCUCGUUCCACCGACCCCCGCGGACCCUGCGACGAGGCAGUAGCAAGCAGGGACCCCCCAUCUGUCUCAUCCACAACUCCGUCUUCUGGAAACGCUGGAAUCUCCAGUUCGGGGAAGACAUGGUCGCAGCGAUUGACCCAAGAGGCGCAGUGAGCUGGAGCCGACGAAGCAACCCUGACAACCGCAUCGACGACGGCGACGACCUCGCAUUGAAGGGCUACAAAGUGCGCACGUGGCGACUCUGGCGCGAAACGGGCAAGCAGUACCAUCGAGACGUGAACGCAAAGCGGAUACAGAAGAAAGGGAACACCAGUAAAGAAGAUGCGCAGCAGGCAGUCGGUCAUUCCGACAAUGAUCCCGAUCCGGAUGCGGGUCAUCGACCUGCGCGUGCCGACGAUGCCAUAGCGCUGUGUUGGAUCGCGCCACUAUCCACGCACACCCGUCGUUAUCAGUGGAAGUACGCUGGGGUUGACCUCGUCUGGAAGGGCACGAGGAGUCUCUCCGCAGAGCACAAGUGGUCGAAGCGCUGCUUGCCAUGGCACCAUCUCAAGCUGACUGCUCGGUACCACCUUCUUCUGGCGAUGAUAGCACUGAUCAAAGCCAAGGAGAAGCGGUUCUCGCUCAGUAUUGCAGCAGCAUCGCGAAGGAAAAGAGGCAAUCAUGACAGCUCCCUCAUCAGAGCCCAUGAUGCCGUUAUGGCGACUGCAGUUUGUAUGGUUGUCGGGGAGAAGCAGAGACGGAAUGUUGUAUAUGCGAUCUUCAAAGCAAUCAGAAAGGCCGGCGAGGACGGGGGAGGUUAG
Messenger RNA from Aspergillus thermomutatus, 999 nucleotides. RefSeq lists its product as uncharacterized. NCBI's taxonomy places the organism in Eukaryota, Fungi, Ascomycota, Eurotiomycetes, Eurotiales, Aspergillaceae. The transcript is spliced from 2 exons. The record is from RefSeq and is a predicted model, not a curated record. Bases 1 to 999 code for a protein of 332 amino acids.